AUGCUUGAGGAAUGUGAGGAGGAGCCCACGGGAAAAAAGACACAAAACAACAUCUUUUCUUCCUCAGCUCUCCUUUCCACCACAGGUCAGCGUGUGAAGACGAAGGCACCGAAAAUGGGAGAGCGAAGAACAUCCUCGUGCUGGUUCGGUCUCCAGAUGGUGCACUAUGAGACUGGAGAAGUUGCCGCAGAAAGACGUGGCUUUGAUCUCAUGCGUUCAACACGUUUAUGGGUGCUCUUAAAGGCAGGUGUGCGAGAAGCACCGAAGCUGAACAACUUCUUUCAGACAGUAAAGGUGUGA
Molecule: messenger RNA, 300 nt
Organism: Hydatigera taeniaeformis
Lineage: Eukaryota; Metazoa; Platyhelminthes; Cestoda; Cyclophyllidea; Taeniidae
Source: the annotation of a GenBank genome assembly